This is a messenger RNA of Prunus mume (Japanese apricot), 1147 nucleotides long. RefSeq names its product protein DEHYDRATION-INDUCED 19 homolog 4-like. NCBI's taxonomy places the organism in Eukaryota, Viridiplantae, Streptophyta, Magnoliopsida, Rosales, Rosaceae. The record is from RefSeq and is a predicted model, not a curated record.
AUUUCCACCACGUAGGGACUAUAAAAUAAAGCUUAACCCCUACCGGAAGUUCGGUAGAGAGUCUUCUGUGUUCUCUCUCACGCUAUUUCUCGGUCGCUUCCUCACUCACACCACCACACACACACACACACACAUACACACACACUCGCUUUUUCUCUCUUCGUCUUCAAUCUUUCUAGGGUUUUAUAAAUUCGGACCCAAAUUCGAUUUGAGCUCCCAAUUCGCCAUCGCCUUGAUUGAAUAGUGUAUGUGUAUCAAGAUGGAGUCUGAUAAUUCGUGGAGCAGUCUCUUCUCGAGCUCUUCGUCGAGGCGGUACCAAUCUCGAUCCGGUCACUUUUCCCAAACUAACCCAGAUCUGUUUGCGCACGACGAAACUGAUGGAGACGAUGAGUUAAAGGCCGAGUUUUUGUGCCCUUUUUGCGCUGAGGAUUUUGAUGUUGUUGGGCUUUGUUGCCACAUCGAUGAGGAACAUCCGGUGGAGGCUAAGAACGGGGUCUGUCCAGUUUGUGCCAAAAGGGUGGGAGCAAACCUUGUGAGCCAUAUUACCACGCAACAUGGGAGUUUGUUAAAGGUUCAGCGCAAGAGGAAAUUUCGCAGGGGAUCUAAUUCAACAUUUUCUAUAUUAAGGAAAGAGCUUCGAGAAGGAAGUUUACAAGCCCUUCUCGGAGGUUCUUCUUUCCUUGUUUCUUCAAACACGGAAGCUGAUCCUUUGCUGUCUUCCUUUAUAUAUAACCCACCCACAGUUGAUGAGGAUGUGAGCGCACAACCCGAUCCUUUUGUCGAAGCUUCUUUUGUAAAGGAAAGCACAAAGGAAGAGUUCUUGGAAAGAAUUGUGCAACAACCACCGCUAUCACAUAAGGACCAAGAAGAGAAGGCGCGGAAGUGUGAGUUUGUUCAAGGAUUGCUGAUGUCCACCAUCCUGGAUGACUUAUGAGUUAGAAGAGGGUGUAGUGGGGAGAGAUACGGAAUUGACAAGUUAGGACCAGAGCACAGAGCCCAAGUAAUAUGAGGGAAGUAAGUCGCGUGCUAUUUAUGUAUCAACGGGUAAUAGUUAGAUCUGAACAAGCAUGUAUUCGUAUUGUACUCGGAGCUUUAUGUGUAUAAUGGAAAUAUGAAAUAAAUUUAUCCACUUUUGCCUUUUGCUUUC